GGCAAAAGCGCCGGCCCGGCCCCGCUGGGCGCAGCGGGAGGGGUGGGUCCCGCGUGCGCCCGAGGACCCGGUUGGACUGCUGGGGCCGGCUCAGGAUGAGGACGCGCUGGGCGACCCUUCGCCGCGCGGCGGGGCUCCUCUUGCUACUUCUCAGGUGCUGCGGACUGGCGGAGCCCUCUGGCCGUGCAGGCAAUGAUCCAUUCACCGUUGUCAAUGAAAACAUGGGCAAGUGCAUCAAGCCACUGAAUGACUGGAUAAUAGCAACGGACUGUGAUGGAAGUAGGGACAUGUUAUGGAAGUGGGUGUCCCAGCAUCGCCUCUUUCAUUUGCAAUCCCAGAAGUGCUUGGGGCUAGAUAUUACUAAACCUACAGACUCCUUGAGAAUGUUCAGCUGUGACUCCAGUGCCAUGCUGUGGUGGAAAUGUGAGCACUACUCUUUGUACGGAGCUGCCCAGUACAGAUUGGCUCUGAAGAAUGGACAUGCUAUAGCAAGUACAAAUUCAUCUGACGUCUGGAAGAAAGGAGGCACAGAGGAAAACCUCUGUGACCAGCCUUACCAUGAGAUAUAUACCAGAGAUGGGAACUCCUAUGGAAGACCUUGUGAAUUUCCAUUCUUAGUUAAUGGGACCUGGCAUCAUGAGUGCAUUCGUGAUGAAAAUCAUGGUGGGCCAUGGUGUGCAACCACCUUAAAUUAUGAGUAUGAUCAAAAGUGGGGCAUCUGCUUAAUACCAGAAAAUGGCUGUGAAGAUAAUUGGGAAAAGAAUGAGCAGAUUGGAAGUUGCUACCAAUUUAAUACUCAGGCAUCUCUUUCUUGGAAGGAAGCUUAUGUUUCAUGUCAGAAUCAAGGAGCUAACUUACUGAGCAUCAGUGAUGCUGAUGAAUUAACUUAUCUUAAAGAAAAAGAGGGCAUUCCAAGAAUUUUCUGGAUUGGCUUAAAUCAACUAUACUCUGCUAGAGGCUGGGAAUGGUCAGACCACAAGCCGUUAAACUUUCUCAACUGGGACCCAGAUAUGCCUAGUGCACCUAUGAUAAUAGGUGGAUCAAGCUGUGCAAGAAUGGAUGCCAGGUCUGGUCUAUGGCAGAGUUUUUCCUGUGAAGUUCAACUGCCCUAUGUCUGCAAGAAACCAUUAAAUAACACAGCGGAGUUAACAGAUGUUUGGACAUAUUCAGAUACACGCUGUGAUGCAGGCUGGAUGUCAAAUAAUGGGUUUUGCUAUCUUCUGGUAAAUGAAAGUGAUUCCUGGGAUAAGGCACAUAUGAAAUGUAAAGCCUUAAGCAGUGACCUCAUCAGCAUUCAUUCUUUAGCAGAUGUGGAGGUGGUUGUCACAAAACUUCAUCAUGGGGAUGCCAAAGAAGAAAUAUGGACAGGUCUUAAGAACGAAAAUAUACCAACUUUAUUUCAGUGGUCAGAUGAUACUGAAGUUACUUUAACAUAUUGGAAUAAGAAUGAGCCAAAUGUUCCCUACAAUAAGACUCCGAACUGCGUUUCCUAUUUAGGAAAGCUAGGUCAGUGGAGAGUCCAAUCAUGUGAAGAGAAACUUAAAUAUGUAUGUAAAAAAAAGGGAGAACAAAUGAAUGAUACCACUUCUGAUAAGAUAUGCCCUCCAGAUGAGGACUGGAAAAGACAUGGAGAAACCUGUUACAAGAUUUACAAGGAUGAGGUCCCUUUUGGAACCAAGUGCAAUCUGACUAUAACUAGCAGAUUUGAGCAAGAAUACCUGAAUGAUAUGAUUAAAAAGUAUACUAACUCUCCAGGAAAAUACUUCUGGACUGGCCUGAGAGAUACAGAUUCACAUGGAGAGUAUAGCUGGACAGGUGUUGGUGGAGUAAAGCAAGCUGUAACCUUUUCCAACUGGAAUUUUCUUGAGCCAGCUUCUCCAGGUGGGUGUGUGGCUAUGGCUACUGGAAAGUCUCUUGGAAAGUGGGAGGUAAAAGACUGCAGAAAAUUCAGAGCACUUUCAAUCUGCAAGAAAAUAAGUGGGCCCAUUGAGCCUGAAGAGGUAGCUCCCAAGCCUGAAGCCCCCUGUCCUGAAGGCUGGCAUAGUUUCCCCUCCAGUAUUUCUUGUUAUAAGCUGUUUCAUAUAGAAAGAAUUGUAAGAAAAAGGAACUGGGAAGAAGCUGAGAGGUUCUGCCAAGCUCUUGGAGGACACCUUCCUAGCUUCAGUCAUAUGGAUGAAAUAAAGGAAUUUCUUCACUUUUUAAUGGACCAGUUCAGUGACCAGCGUUGGCUGUGGAUAGGUUUGAAUAAAAGGAGCCCAGAUUUACAAGGAUCCUGGGAGUGGAGUGAUCAUACACCAGUGUCUACUAUCAUCAUGGAAAAUGAGUUUCAGCAGGAUUAUGAUAUCAGAGACUGUGCUGCUGUCAAGGUCAUUCACAGGCCAGGGCGAAGAAGCUGGUAUUUCUAUGAUGACAGAGAAUUUAUUUACUUACGACCUUUUGCUUGUGAUACAAAACUUGAAUGGGUAUGCCAGAUUCCAAAAGGCUUUACUCCAAAAACACCAGACUGGUACAAUCCAGAGCGUGCUGGAAUUCAUGGACCUCCAGUUGUCAUUGAAGGGAGUGAAUAUUGGUUUGUUGCUGAUCCUCACUUAAACUAUGAAGAAGCUGUGCUGUAUUGUGCUAGCAAUCACAGCUCCCUGGCUACACUGACAUCUUUGACAGGACUAAAAGCCAUCAAAAACAAAAUAGCAAACAUAUCUGGUGAUGAACAGAAGUGGUGGGUGAGAACUGGCGAACAGCCCAUAGAUCGUCACUUUCUUAACUCACGAUAUCUAUGGCAUCACUUUCCUAUAACAUUUCGGGAGGAAUGCUUGUACAUGUCUGCCAAGACUUGGUUUAGCGACUUAAAUAAACCUGCAGACUGUAGUACCAAGUUGCCCUUCAUCUGUGAAAAAUAUAAUGUCUCUUCGUUAGAAAAAUAUAGUCCAGAUUCUGCAGCUAAAAUACAGUGCUCUGGGGAUUGGAUUGCUUUUCAGAAUAAGUGUUUUCUAAAAAUCAAACCCAAGUCUCUCACAUUUUCUCAAGCAAGUGAUACUUGUCAUACCUAUGGUGGCACCCUUCCUUCAGUGUUGAGCCAGAGAGAACAAGAUUUUAUUACAUCCUUGCUUCCGGAUAUGGAGGCUACCUUAUGGAUUGGUUUGCGCUGGACUGCCUAUGAAAGGAUAAACAAGUGGACAGAUAACAGGGAGCUGACAUACAGUAACUUUCACCCAUUGCUGUCUGGUUGGAGGCUGAAAAUACCAACAAAUAUUUUUGAGGAAGAGUCCCAAUACCACUGUGCUCUAAUGCUCAACCUCGAGAAGUCGCCUUAUACUGGGACAUGGAAUUUUACUUCCUGCAGUGAGCACCACACUCUGUCUCUCUGUCAGAGAUAUUCAGAAAUUGAAAGCAGACAGACCUUGCAGAAUACUUCAGACACUAUAAAGUAUCUAAAUAAUUUGUACAAAAUAAUCCCGAAGAGUCUGACUUGGUUUGAUGCUCUGAAGGAGUGUCAGAAAGAUAACAUGCACCUGGUGAGCAUCACAGACCCUUACCAGCAGGCGUUCCUAACUGUGCAGACGGUCCUUCAUAACUCUUCUUUAUGGAUUGGACUCUCCAGUCGAGACGAUGAACUCAACUAUGGUUGGUCAGAUGGGAAACAUCUUCAAUUUAGCCGCUGGAUUGAAAAUAAUAAUCAACUUGAAGACUGUGUAAUCUUAGACACUGAUGGUUUCUGGAAGACAUCUGACUGUGAGCAUCAGCAACCAGGUGCUAUUUGCUACUAUCCAGGAAAUGAGACUGAAAAAGAGAUCAAACCGGUUGACAGUGUUCAGUGUCCCUCUCCCGUUCUGUCAACUCCGUGGAUACCAUUUCAGAACUCUUGCUACAAUUUCAUGGUAGGAAAGACUAAAUAUCAUGCGGUAACACCAGAUGAAGUUCAUUCUAAAUGCCAGAAUCUGAAUCCAAAAUCACAUGUUCUGAGUAUUCGAGAUGAAAAAGAGAAUAACUUUGUUCUUGAGCAACUUCUGCACUUGAAUAAUAUGGCUUUAUGGGUCACAUUAGGUAUAACUUAUGAAAAUAAUUCACUUCUGUGGUCUGAUAAGACCAUGCUGUCAUACACAAAUUGGAGAGGAGGAAGACCAGAUAUAAAAAAUGGCAACUUUUUUGCUGGCUUGAGUACUGAUGGCUUCUGGGAUAUUCAAACCUUCAAUGCUAUUGAAGAAAUAUUUUACUAUAACCAGAACAGCAUUCUUGCUUGUAAAAUUGAAAUGGUUGACUACAAGGAAGAAUAUAAUGCUACUCUGCCACUGUUUAUUCCAUAUGAAGAUGGUAUUUAUAAUGUUAUUCAAAAAAAGGUAACAUGGUAUGAAGCAUUGAACAUGUGUUCUCAAAGUGGAGGUUAUCUGGCAAGUGUUCAUGACCAAAAUGGCCAGCUCUUUCUGGAAGAUAUCGUAAAACGUGAUGGAUUUCCACUAUGGGUUGGGCUCUCAAGUCACGAUGGAAGUGAAUCAAGUUUUGAAUGGUCUGAUGGCAGUACAUUUGACUACAUCCCAUGGAAAGAUAAAAAAUCUGCUGGAAAUUGUGUUGUCUUGGAUCCAAAAGGAAUUUGGACACAUGAAAAAUGCAAGUCUGUUAGGGAUGGUGCUAUUUGUUAUAAACCUACAAAAUCUAAAGAGGUGUCUUCUCAUACAUACUCAUCAAGAUGUCCAGCAGUGAAAGGGAACGAAUCACAGUGGAUCCAGUACAGGGACCACUGUUACGCGUCCAACCAGGCAUUGCACAGUUUCUUGGAAGCUGAACAGUUUUGUUCAAAACUUGAUCAUUCUGCAACUAUUGUUACCAUAGAGGAUGAAGAUGAGAAUAAAUUUGUGAGCAGACUGAUGAGGGAAAAUAAUAAUAUUACCAUGAGAGUUUGGCUCGGAUUAUCUCAACAUUCUACUGAUCAGUCUUGGAAUUGGUUGGAUGGAUCAAAAGUGACAUUUGUCAAAUGGGCAAAUAAAAUUAAGAGUGGUGAUGGAAAAUGUAGCAUUUUGUUAGCUUCAAAUGAAACUUGGAUAAAAGUUGAAUGUUCACAUGGCUAUGGAAGGGUUGUCUGCAAAGCUCCUCUGGACUGUCCUUCAUCUACCUGGGUUCAGUUCCAAGACAGUUGUUACAUUUUUCUUCAAGAAGCCAUCAAAGUAGAAAGCAUAGAGGACGUCAGAAAUCAGUGUACUGAUCAUGGAGCAGACAUGGUAAGCAUACAUAAUGAAGAAGAAAAUGCUUUUAUACUGGAGACUUUGAAAAAGCAAUGGAAAGGCCCAGAUGAUAUCCUACUAGGCAUGUUUUUUGACACAGAUGAUGCAAGUUUCAAGUGGUUUGAUAAGUCAAAUAUGACAUUUGAUAAAUGGACAGACCAAGAAGAUGGUGAGGAUCUAGUUGACACCUGUGCCUUUUUGCACACCAAGACAGGUGAAUGGAAAAAAGGAAAUUGUGAAAUUUCUUCUGUGGAAGGAACCCUUUGUAAAGCAGCUAUCCCAUAUGAAAAGAAAUAUUUAUCAGAUAACCACAUUUUAAUAUCAGCUUUGGUGAUUGCUAGCACAGUAAUUUUGACAGUUUUGGGAGCAAUCGUUUGGUUCCUGUACAAAAGAAAUUUGGAUUCUGGUUUCACCACAGUUUUUUCAACUGCACCCCAAUCACCUUAUAACGACGACUGUGUUUUGGUUGUUGCAGAAGAAAAUGAGUAUGCUGUUCAAUUUGACUAAGAUCUUGGAAAUUUCAGAUUAAGACAUCAAAUGUUGACAGCGAUUUCCUGUACAGGAUUUUAAUGUAAAAUUUGAUGAAAAUCAGUUUUCAUGGUAUAUUUCCUUAUUCCAGUAACAUUCAUUAUUCUCGUAAUCGUGACAAAAACUGAUCUUUAGGUUCAUCAUAAGAAGUUUUUAAAAAGGAAUGAUCAUAAAUACAAUUUGGUAGUUUUAACCACCUCCCUAAAUGUACCUUUCACUUUAAAAAGUUUAAAUAAAGCCCAAAGUAGUAAAGUAGAUAAAAAUAAAAACCCAGUCUACUGCUCUAUCUUCCUUCCCAUUUGGUUGAACCACCUUAGGUUAGAAUUGGGAAAAAAACAAAAACAAAAAUAACUCUUACCUACCACUGUAGUUUUAGCAAUCACCAGGUCUUAACCAAUUUCUAGGUCUUGCUCUUUUAUUAACAAACAUGAGAAAGCAUACCUUUAAAAAGAUCCUAUACAUUAAGACGUCACACAUUACAAUUUACUGUGGCAGACAAUUCCCCUAAUAUUUUUAUCUUCCCUUUUGAGUUAGAUGUAGAAAAUUUUUUAGAUUUUAACCACCCCAUAUUCCACAUUUUAAAAUUUCAUUACUUUUAGAACAUCACUUUGGACAAGAAAUCUUAUUUUGUACUAAUAACAAAUGGUUAGAAUGUCAAUGAAAUUUUAUAAAGUUUUUGAAGCAAGAAGGAUUACAGCCAUACCAGGAAGGUGUGGAAGUGGAUGGCAGUGAGGAUAAUGCUUUGAUCACAGAGCCCCUUUAUUUAAGAAUAUUUCUUCUCUACCUCCAGAUCUGUUCCUAUAUAAGGUAUGUCAAUGCUCCCUGAACACUGAUGAACUAUCAUUCAAGGACAUGAAAACUAGGUUAGCAAAAACUGCAGAAAAACACUACAUACUACUGUAGUUGUGAUGUUCAAAGUUCUCAGUACAUGUUCUGAACAUCUUAAGACAAAGGUGAGAAGAAUCUUUCUGGGGGUAAAAAAUGAAAACGAGAGCUGAAUCAAGAGUGACUUUCCUUAGCAUUCUUUAUAGCUUAAAAACACUAGAAAAGAUAAAUAUAUGGAGUUCACAUAAAAUUAUAUUUACUGUAUUUAGAAACCCUGAAAGCUCAAAGUAGUAGUCUCUCUCCCUAACCAAUGUCUCAUCAAUUAUGGGAAAAACUUUUCUUAUGGGGAGAUACACUAUCUCAAGCUUGACCAAUGGCAACAAAGUCCCAGCUUACACGAUGUGUCCACUGGCAUUACGAAUAACCUCCUUCAUCACAAUUAAUGGCACUGUUGUUUAAUGACAUAGGAAAAACUACAAAGUGCUGACAAGACUAUAUGGUAUGGCUGUGUGGUACUAAAAGAACAGAUGUUACACUAGCCUUAUUACACAAAACAACUACACUCUGUAAGAGCUUUACAUUUCUAAGUUUUUGGAUACUAUUUUAUUCCUGGUAAGUUAUUAAUAGUGAACAGAUUGGAAUUCCUUCCUUUUUCUAUUCAAAUUCUACCAGUCAUUUAAAAACUAAGAUCUUAACUCUUCCUUAAAACUUUCUCUAAUAGUCACAGAUUUCUACAGUAUCCAAUAUGGUAGCCACAAGCUACAUGUGGCUAUUUAUGUUAAAAUUAAAUAUAAAGUUCAGUUUCUCAGUUGCACCAGCCACACUUCAAAUGCUCAAACAAAUGUAGCAGCUACCGUAAUAGGCAAUACAAAUUACAGAGCAUUUCCAUUUCCAUCAUCAUGAAGUUUUACUGGACAGUGCUGCUCUAGAAUCUCCCCUUCCACUUAACUCCCAUACAACUAAUUUUCUUGUUCAUUUUGAUCACUUCUACCCAAUGGCAGCUCUUACAAAACGGCUACAUUAAACUGAUUUAAUUUUCCAUAUUUGAUUGCACUUUUCAAGUAAGUCCUUAGAGGUCCCUGGUUAGUGAAGUGUUAAAUCUUAAUUUUCUUCAUACAUCAGAACAUCUGUAACAGCGCCUUUGCAUCUAUUCAGUGGUCAACAGCAAACUGGGUCAUUCAAGUCUGUAUGUAUAUUUUUAAUAUUAUCAACAUAACCAUGCUUAUUUAUAUUCAAAAUGUAUAAAUUGCUUUCUUCAACAUCUUGGUUUUGGUUAAUAAGGACAGUAUAAAUUCUUAUGUUUGGCAGGUAUCUAGAGAGAAUAACAUUAAACUGCAUUUUCCUAGGAAUUUGCAUUCUCUGUAGUGAGUGCUCUAUGGUCUAUUUCUGUUUAUAUGGUUUUAAAAGUAAUUCACACGUACAGGGUAUCAGAAGUUUAUGCAAUAUUGAAAUAUGAAAUAGUAAGCGGUACUACGGAACUGAAAGUAUACUAUAAAGCUCAAGCCACUGUAUCUCUGGCAUUAAGCAUUUAAUAUGACAAUAAACUGCAUACCAAUGGAA
Messenger RNA from Felis catus (domestic cat), 8126 nucleotides. RefSeq names its product lymphocyte antigen 75 (gene LY75). Lineage: Eukaryota; Metazoa; Chordata; Mammalia; Carnivora; Felidae. Gene Ontology annotation, molecular function: signaling receptor activity. The record is from RefSeq and is a predicted model, not a curated record. The transcript is spliced from 39 exons. Bases 96 to 5720 code for a protein of 1874 amino acids.